AUGCUGCACGAGCGGUGUCAUGAGGACUGCCUGGUGUGCUCGGGGAGUGCAGAGCAGUGUGAGGUGUGUCGUGACCCCUCAGCCCUGCUGCUGCAUGGCCGCUGUCUCCUGUCCUGUCCCCCCCGCUACCACGCCCUGGGCAGGGGGUGUGCAGCCUGCCAGUCUUCCUGCGCCACCUGUGAGAGCAGCUUUGAGUGCAGCAGCUGUGGGGGGUCGUCUGUGCUGAGCAGCAGGCAGUGUGUGAACACCUGUGAGCCAGGCUUGUACCGGGACCACACACGCUGCCUGCGUUGUCAUGAGUCAUGUUCAGAGUGUGUUGGGCCGGGUCCAGAGGAGUGUGUGUCCUGUUCCUCCCCAGCCCUCCUGCUAAGAGAGGGUGUGUGUGUCUCAGACUGUGGACCAGGCUUCUACACGCAGAGAGGCAUCUGCUAUGCCUGCGACCCCUCCUGCGCCUCCUGUUACCCUGACAACCCCAAGUGCAUGAGCUGCCCCCCAGGUUUUGCCUUGCAUCAUGGGAAAUGUGUUUCCGACUGUCUUGAAGGGCAUUACCUUGAAAGUGACAGCAGGUGUAGAGCUUGUCCAGGUUCCUGCUCCUCCUGCUCUGGACCCGGGGGCUCCCAGUGCUCGCGCUGCCCAGACGGACGCUCCCUCAGUGGGGGCCGCUGUGUGGAGGCCUGCGGAGAGGGGCUGUAUCCUCAGGACGGGGCCUGCCACAGCUGCCAUGUGUCCUGCCGGGUGUGUCUGGGUCCCGGCCCGUCUGGCUGUCUGGCCUGCAGGAAGCCAGAGGAGGCUCUGCUGCCCCAGGGUGCUGCUGGGGGUGGGGGUGUGUGUGUGUCGGGUUGCACCGCACGCCACUACCUGGACGCGUCACACACCUGCCGAGAAUGUCACACUUCCUGUCUUCAGUGCAUGGGAGGAAGUGCCCACAACUGUACUUCCUGCUCUGCACCCUUCAUCCUCCACGAUGACCAAUGUGUCUCUGAGUGCCCCCAAGGCUUCCACGUCCAGGACAACACCUGUCUAGCAUGCCACCCCUCCUGCCCGUCCUGCUCCGGGCCCUCCCAGGCGGACUGCCAGGCCUGCGCUCCCCAGAGCUCCCUCCACAGCGGAUACUGCAGGACGCGCUGCCCCGAGGGACACUACCUCGGCCCUGCUGGGUCCUGCCAAGCCUGCAGUGAGGGCUGCCAGCGCUGCACAGCCGACCUCCAGACCAGGGUAGGCAGCGUGUGUCUGUGGUGCCAGGUGCCCAGGACCCUGUUGCUGGGCGACCACUGUGUCUCCGCCUGCCCCCCGGGGCGCUACGCCUGGCACGGAGCCUGCCGGAGAUGCCAUCCUUCCUGUGAGGCCUGCAGCGGGGAGGGGCCUCUGUCCUGCACUUCCUGUCCCACCCCCAUGGUCCUCCUGCCCUCUGGGCUCUGCUCUGCCAGCUGUCCCAGGGGUUACUAUGCCAACGGAGACAGAGUCUGCAAUGCGUGUGACACCCCGUGCCUGAGCUGUGAGGCUGCGGGGGCUUGCCGGUCCUGCAGGGAUCCGUCCCAGGUGCUGCUGUUUGGGGAGUGUCAGGACAGCUGUGCCCAGCAGUACUACCUCAACACCACCACCAGAGCCUGCACAGAGUGUGACUGGAGCUGUAACUCCUGCAGGGGUCCCCUGGUGUCAGACUGUCUGCAGUGUAUGGAGGGGCUGGUUCUGCAGGAGGGAAUGUGUUCCCAGGCCUGCUCUCCUGGAUCCUACCAGCACGGGGACACCUGCCUGCGCUGUGAGGAGGACUGUGAGCAGUGUCAGGGUCCAGGUGUCUGUGAGCGCUGCCGUGCCCCCCUCAUGCUGCGGCUGGGCCGCUGUGUGGCAGGCUGCGGCAGGAACUUCUUCCUAGAUGCUUCCAUGCAACUUUGCACACCCUGCGCCAAGGACUGUGUGGAGUGUGAGGAGGAGGAUCUCUGCAGGGUGUGUCGUUACCAUGCCUACCUGAGAGACGGACGCUGCGUCCCUGACUGCGGACGCGGUUACUAUGCCGACAAGAAGACCAUGACCUGCUAUGUUAACACCCACGCCCCCACCCUCCGUGUGAACGGCACCUUGCUGGUGCCCCUUGAGGGGAUGGUGCCCCUGCCCCCCUCCCUGCUGUCUACCCAGGGCCCCCCCGGGCCCCCCGGGCCCCUGUUACUCCAGCUGCUGCAGCCCCCCAGCAGUGGGCGCCUGGUCGUGGUGGACGGGGGCGGGGAGCGCCCACUGGCGCGGGACGACAGUUUCUCCUGGGCCCAGCUGCAGGGGGGGGCGGUGCGCUUCAGCCAGGACAAGGACAAGCCCAGGAGUGGGGAGUUCACCCUUCGUGUUGCAGAUCUCCAGCCCUCCUCCCCGGCUCAGACUGUCCAUGUGCAGGCAGUGUCCAUGCAGCCUCCCCAGGUCCUCUCCCUGCGCCCCCUGGAGGUGGGGGUGGGCCAGGCGGCUGUGUUGUCCCGGGCCGUGCUGCAGGUGCAGGACCCUGACAAUCCCCAGGAGGUCCUGGUGAUGGUGCUCACCCCUCCCCGCCACGGACGCAUCAGCCGUCUCCACGGCGAGCGUCUCCACGGCGAGCGUCCGCUGGGCCGCUUCAGGCUGGAGGAUCUGAGCGGGGAGCGCCUGCAGUACAUCCACCAGGGCUCGCAGCCCGGCAACGACUCAGCUCUGCUGCAGGUCAACGACGGGCACAGCUACCUCAACAUCCUGCUGCUGGUGGACAUCACCCAGAAGGACGCGCCCCCUCCUCGGCUGGUGUCGCUGCCCCAGGCGUGGGUGCGUGCGGGGGGCCAGGUGCGUCUGGGCAGCAGGUACCUGCGGGCAGAGAGCCAGGGAGCAGGACAGCAGGACAUCCUGUACAGCAUCGUGUCUCCCGGCGGCAGCCCCACCUACGGUGAGGUGGUGCUGGUGCCUGUCCCCUCUGACGGACCUGUGGAGGGGUGGCAGCCCUCAGCGGAGGACAGCACCUCCACCCCCACCAGCUCCUUCACCCAGCAGGACGUGAACGAGGGCCGGGUGUGGUACCGCCACCACGGCCCCGGGCCCCGCCCAGACACCUUCCUGUUCCAGGUGUCCACCGAGGGCUCUCCCGACUCUCUGAGCGACGCCCAGUCCUUCACGGUGAGCGUCCUGGCCCAGACCCCUGGACACCCUCAGCUGGCCCCCAGCUGUGACCUGCAGCUCACGGCCCUGGAGGACCGUGUGACAGUGAUCACUCCAGCAGCUCUGUCCUUCCUGGACACUGACUCUCCUAGUGAGAAGCUGCUCUACAACAUUACCAAGCCCCUGACCCCCAGCCACGGUGUGGUGGAGCACAGAGACAAACCCUACAGAGCCGUGCGAUCCUUCAGCCAGGAGGACAUCAAUCAGGGCAGGAUCCAGUACCGCCCUCCCCCAGCCCCCGCACACCUCCAGGAGCUCUACCAGUACUCCUUCAUAGGUCUCCCAGAGUCCCUGAAUGUCUAUUUCACAGUGUCUGAUGGGGACCACACCAGUCCAGAGCUGGACUUCUCCAUCCACCUGCUGGCCAAUCAUCAGCAGCCUCCUGUCUUCCUGAUCCUGGACCCCCUGCUGGAGGUUAGCCCUGGGGGCACAGCAGCCCUUGGAGGACAGCAGCUGGCUGUAUCAGAUGCAGAUACGUCUCCAGAUGAGCUGCAGUUUGAGCUGGCGGAGGCUCCACUCCACGGGACCCUGUUCAACACACACCUGCACACAGAGAUGAGGAGUGGCGACACCUUCUCCUUCAGUGACGUGACCCGGGGGGUCCUGCAGUACCGCCAUGCCGGCCGCUCCCACGACGACGACACCAUCACUGUCUCUGUAAGCGAUGGUGUGUCCAUGGUGACGGGCGUGGUGCAGGUGCUGGUGCAGGGGGGUGGGGGGGGCGGGCCGAGGAGAGACCCCCACGCCCGACUGAGUCUGGAGGUGGAGGAGAGGAGCAGCACCGUCAUCACACACACACACCUGGCCUACACCGACGACAGCUCGUCGUCUGAGCAGGUCUGGGUGCAGCUGGUGUCGGUGCCCAUGUACGGCCUGCUGACCCUCACGGUGAGAGGAUCCCCCCAGGAGCUGGCAGAGUCCUCCAGUUUCACCAUGCAGGACAUCCAGUUGCAACGCAUCCGGUACGUCACCUCCUUCGGCACAGGGAACCAGCCAGUCACAGACAUCUUCCACUUUGUGGUGUUCGACGCAGACAAAAAUCGCCUGGACAACCAGAUGUUCACCAUCACUAUCACGUCCAAGCCCAGCCAGCCACCUGUGGUCACAGUACGCAGUGGCAUGAAGGUCCAGGAAGGGGGGAGGGUUCAGCUGUCCACCAAUCACAUCCUGGUGUCCGAUGUGGACACACCCAGGAGUGAGCUGCUGGUGUGGAUGGUCAGUCCUCCCAAGUACGGCCACAUCGAGACCACACACACAGGGGGCUCUCAGGGUGGAGCACGCGUCAUCACCCCGGAGGGCCCGUUCUCGGUGGAGGAGCUGAUGUCAGACUCCAUCUUCUACGUCCAGGACGCCCAGCGGAGCGCCCGCCAGGACUCAGUCAAAUUCUACAUCAGCGACGGCUCCAGCCAGACCGAGGCCUUCAGCAUCCUGAUGGACAUUCAGAGCCAGGAGGACAGGCAGCCUGUGGUGUCUGUGAGCAGUGUUCAUGUAGAGGAGAACUCCGGGGUGGUCAUCACCAACUCCUCCUUCCACGUCCUGGACCAGGACACUCCUGACAACGAGAUCGUCAUCACCAUCACCAAGAAACCCUCCUAUGGGAAGCUGCGGCGGCGGCAGUUCUACUCCCAGCCCCUGCUGGCAGGCCGCGUGCUGCCCCAGGGGGCCUCCUUCUCCUACCAGGACGUACUGGACCACCUGCUGGUGUACACGCCCGACACCGCCAGUGGGGGCAGUGACCAGCUGGGCUUCUCCUUGACCGAUGGGGUCCACACCGAGACAGGGACCCUGGAGUUCACCAUGGACCUGACGAGGAGCGAGGGACCACGCAUGACCAUUAACCGCGGCCUGCAGCUGGCCUCAGGCUCGUCCUCCAAGAUCACUGAGCAGAACCUGAGGGGGACGGACGUGGACUCAGACAGCCUGAAGCUGUCGUACGUUCUGACGCAGGACCCGUCCGCUGGACGUCUGGUACUGGGGCGGAGUGGCCGCCAGGAGCCCAUCUCCACCAGCAGAACCCUGCGCAGCUUCACCCAGCAGGACAUCAACAAAGGCCUGCUGGAGUACAGACAUGAGAAGGGUGAGCCAGGAGGAAGUGUCUCCUUCAGGUUUGACCUGGUGGACCCAGACGGCAACAAGCUGCUCGACCAGUCUUUCAUCAUCAGUGUGCUUGAGGACCGUCUCCCCCCCUCGGUGCUGGUGAACAAGGGUCUGGUCCUGGAGGAGAACUCUGUGAAGAAGCUGACCACACAGCAGCUGUCGUCCAGCGACCAGGACAGUGAGCCCAGCGAGCUGCUGUACCGCGUCACCCAGCAGCCAGCUCUGGGACGCCUGGAGCAUGUUGGGAACCCAGGAACUGGCAUCAGCAGUUUCACGCAGGCUGACCUGGCGUCUCGAGGGGUCCAGUACGUUCACACCAGUGAAGAGGAGAAGCACGCCGAUGAGUUCUCCUUCACCGUGUCGGACGGAGUCAACGAGGUGUCCCAGACGUUCUCCAUCACGCUGCGUCCGGUGGACGACUCCCUGCCACUGCUGCACAUCCCGGGGAUGAGGGUGCAGGAGGGCGUGAGGAAGACCAUCACAGAGUUUGAGCUGAAGGCCACAGACGCAGACACAGAGGAGGACUCUAUCAUCUUCAUGGUGGUCCAGGCCCCGCGCCACGGCACCAUCGAGCGGACCAGCAGCGGGCAGCACUACAGGCAGACCAGCAGCUUCUCCAUGGAGGACGUGUACCAGAACCGCGUCAGCUACAACCACGACGGCAGCAACUCCCUCAAGGACCACUUCAGCUUCACUGUGGCCGACGGCACCAACGACUUCUUCAUGGUGGAGGAGGAUGGGAAGGAGGUCAUGACAGCUGCUCCUCAGAAGUUUAAGAUUGAGAUUCUUCCCGUUGACGAUGGCACCCCUCGUAUCGUUACCAACCUGGGCCUGCAGUGGCUGGAGUACAUGGACAACAAGGCCACCAAUCUGAUCUCCAAGAAGGAGCUGCUGACCAUGGACCCAGACACGGAGGAUGGCCAGCUGGUGUACCAGGUCACCACCGAGCCCAAACAUGGCUUCCUGGAGAGCAAGCUCAAACCUGGCGCCCCCAUCUCCACCUUCACUCAAGCCGACAUCAACCUGGGCCUGGUGCGCUACGUGCUGCGUCAGCAGGGCUCCCAGGAGACCAUGGACCUGUUCAGGUUCCUGGUGAAGGACAGCAAGCCCAACGUGGUCCAAGACAACGUGUUUCACAUCCAGUGGUCCCUCAUCAGCUUCCAGCACAAGAGCUACAACGUGAGUGAGAAGGCCGGCACGGUGGCGGUGACGGUGAAGCGGACAGGGAACCUGAACCAGUACGCCAUCGUGCUGUGCCGUACGGAGCAGGGCAGCGCCACCACAGGCCUGGGAGCCCGGCCCGGACAGCUGGACUACGUAGAGUAUGCUGGGCAGGUGCAGUUUGAUGAGCGUGAGGACACCAAGGUGUGCACCAUCAUCAUCAAUGACGACCAGGUGUUCGAGGGCGUGGAGAGCUUCCAGGUGGAGCUGAGCUUGCCUGCGUACGCACUGCUGGGUCAGGUGACGCGUGCCAGCGUCCUCAUCAACGACACAGAGGACGAGCCCACGCUGCAGUUCCACAAGAAGACCUUCCACGCCAACGAGAGCUCUGGCUUCAUCCACGUCCCUGUGGAGAGGACAGGUGACACGUCCAGCACGGUGUCGGCUCUGUGCUACACGGUGGGUCAGUCUGCCCAGGGCAGCAGCCUGCAGGGCCUGGAGUCUGGCUCCGACUUCCAGACCCGCGGCAUGACCCGGGACAGCCGCCUCAUCUUCGGCCCCGGCAUCAGCAUGUCCACCUGCGACGUGCGGCUGGUGGACGACAGCGAGUACGAGCUCUCAGAGGAGUUUGAGCUCGUGCUGGCAGACGCCUCCGACAACACCCGCAUGGGCGACAUCACCGUGGCCACGGUGGUCAUCGACGGGCCCAACGACGCCUCCACCGUCUCCCUCGGCAACGCCACAUUCACGUUCAGCGAGGAUGCCGGCACCAUCGAGAUCCCGGUGCUGCGUCAGGGCAGCGACGUCUCCUCGCUGGCGUCGGUGUGGUGUGCCACGCGCCCCUCCAGCCCCCCUUCUGCCACCCCCGGGGUCGACUACAUCCCCAGCUCCAAGAAGGUGGAGUUCAGACCCGGCACAACACAGGAGACGUGCAGCCUCACCAUCGUGGACGACAUCCAGAGCCCGGCCAUCGAGGGCUCAGAGUCCUUCAUCGUGUUCCUCAGCUCUCCACAGGGCGCCGUGCUGCUGGAGCCGUCACAGGCUGACGUCGUCAUCACAGACUCCUUCCAGGACAUUCCCAGCAUGCAGUUUGAGAAGACGUCGUACGUGGUGAAGGAGAGGGACAGCGUGCUGCACAUCCCCGUCCUGCGCUCCGGGGACCUGGCCGUCACCUCCUCCGUGCGCUGCUUCACACGCACCUCCUCCGCCAUGGUGAUGGACGACUUCCAGGAGAGGAGGAACGCUGACGAGUCUCGCAUCACCUUCCUGAAGGGGGAGAAGGUGAAGAACUGCACUGUCCACAUCAACGAUGACUCUGUCUUCGAGCCCGAGGAGGAGUUCCAGGUGCAUCUUGGGACGCCACUGGGAGACCACUGGACUGGCGCCAUGGUGGGCGUUAGCGAUGUUGUCACGGUGACCAUCACCAACGACGAGGACGCGCCCACCGUCCAGUUUGAGCAGGCGUCCUACCAGGUGCGUGAGCCCCCUGGGCCGGAUGGCGUGGAGGUACUCAGCAUCAAGGUGUUCCGGCGGGGAGACCAAGACCGCACCUCCAAGGUGCGCUGCAGCACUAGGGACGGCUCCGCACAGUCAGGCAUCGACUACAACCCCAAGAGCCGCGUGCUGAAGUUCACGCCGGGAAUGGACCACAUCCUGUUCAAGGUGGAGAUUCUGUCCAAUGAGGACCGGGAGUGGCACGAGUCCUUCUCAUUGGUCCUGGGGCCCGAUGACCCUGUGGAGGCGGUGCUUGGAGAGAUCACCACGGCAACGGUCACCAUCCUGGACCAGGAGGCUGCAGGCAGUCUCAUCCUCCCGGCGACGCCCAUCGUGGUCUCCCUCGCUGACUAUGACAGCGUCCAGGAGGGCGUCAGCGUCACCAAGGAGGGCAGUAAGAGGACUGCUUCCCCGGGGUACCCUCUGGUGUGUGUGACGCCCUGCGACCCCCACUACCCCGGGUUCCCGGUGACCCGGCAGCGCUGUGAGGAGGCCGGGAUCAACCAGACCUCCGUCCACUUCAGCUGGGAGGUGGCCGCGCCCACCGACGCCAGCGGGGCCCGCUCCCCCUUCGAGACCGUCACCGACAACACACCUUUCACCAGCGUCAAUCACAUGGUGCUGGACAGCAUCUACUUCAGCCGCCGCUUCCAUGUGCGCUGCGUGGCGCAGGCGCGGGACCGGGCGGGGCACCUGGGCACCCCGCUGAGGAGCAACAUCGCCACCAUCGGCACCGACGGCUCCAUCUGCCACACCCCCGUCACCACUGGGACUGCUCGCGGCUUCCAGGCCCAGUCCUUCAUCGCCACGCUCAAGUACCUGGACGUGAAGCACAAGGAGCACCCCAACCGGAUCCACAUCUCUGUGCAGAUCCCCCACCAGGACGGCAUGCUGCCCCUAGUGUCCACCAUGCCCCUCCACAACCUGCACUUCCUGCUGUCUGAGUCCAUCUACAGGCAGCAGCACGUCUGCUCCAAUCUGGUCACCCUCAAAGACCUGCAGGGGAUCUCUGAAGCGGGUUUCCUGGAUGACGUGUCGUUCGACAGCAUCUCUCUGGGCCCCGGUUAUGACCGGCCGUACCAGUUCAACCCCAGCGUGCGUGAGCCCCGGAGCCUUCAGCUGUACAAGCACCUCAACCUGAAGAACUGCAUCUGGACAUUCGACGCCUACUACGACAUGACUGAGCUCAUCGACGUCUGCGGAGGGUCCGUCACAGCCGACUUCCAGGUGCGUGACUCAGCCCAGUCCUUCCUGACGGUGCAGGUUCCGCUGCACGUGUCCUACAUCUACGUGACGGCGCCGCGGGGCUGGGCCUCCCUGGAGCACCACACAGAGAUGGAAUUCUCCUUCUUCUACGACACCGUGCUCUGGAGGACCGGCAUCCAGACAGACAGCGUGCUCUCAGCCAGGCUGCAGAUCAUCAGGAUCUACAUCAAGGAAGAUGGCCGACUGGUGAUAGAAUUCAAGACCCACGCCAAAUUCAGAGGUCAGUUCGUCCCAGAGCACCACACCCUGCCGGGGCACAAGUCCCAGCUGCUGGCUCCAGACCACCUGGGGGGGGUAGAGUUCCACCUGCAGCUUCUGUGGAGCGCCCAGUCCUUUGACUCUCCGUACCAGCUGUGGAGGGCUACCAGCUCGUACAGCAGGAAGGACUACUCUGGGGAGUACACCAUGUUCCUGAUCCCCUGCACGGCCCAGCCCACCCAGCCCUGGCUGGACCCGGGGGACAAGCCCCUGUCCUGCACCGCCCACGCCCCGGAGAAGUUCCUGGUGCCCAUCGCCUUCCAGCAGACCAACCGCCCGGUCCCCGUGGUCUACUCCCUCAACACAGAGUUCCAGCUGUGCAACAACGAGAAGAUCUUCAUGCUGGACCCAGCCUCAGCAGACGUGUCCAUGGCUGAGAUGGACUACAAGGGGGCCUUCUCCAUGGGUCAGACCCUGUACGGCAGGGUGCUGUGGAACCCGGAGCAGAACCUGAACGCAGCCUACAAGCUGCAGCUGGAGAAGGUGUACCUGUGUACGGGCCGAGAUGGAUACGUCCCGUUCUUCGACCCCACAGGAACCCUGUACAACGAGGGGCCUCAGUACGGCUGCAUCCAACCCAACAAGCACCUCAAACACAGGUUCCUGCUGCUGGAUCGCAAGCAGCCAGACGUGUGUGACAGGUAUUUCCACGACGUGCCCUUCGAGGCCAACUUUGCGUCGGAUGUUCCCGACCUGCAGGCCAUGACAGGCAUGCCAGGUGUGGACGGCUUCACCCUGAAGGUGGAUGCCCUGUACAAGAUGUUUGCCCCCUUAUACCCACAGUUGAAGGUGGAGGCGGGGCAUCAGUGGUACCUGCAGGUGAUCUAUGUCAUCGGGCCGGAGUCUAUAUCUGGUCCCCGGAUCCAGCGUUCGCUUAGCUACCAGCUGGCCCGUGCCCAUGGCAACACUGGUGCCCACGGCAACGGCCGCCCUCGCCGCGACCUGGUGGACCGCAGCGGGCGGCUGACGCUGGACGAGUCACUCAUCUACGACAACGAAGGCGACCAAGUGAAGAAUGGCACCAACAUGAAGACCCUCAGGCUGGAGGUGGAGGCCUCCGCGACCUUUAACCCCCAACUGGGCAGCUCUGUGGGCGGGGGCAUCGCCGCGGUGACCCUGCUGGUGCUGGUGCUGCUGGCCUUCUGCUUGCUGUUCAGGAAGUGCCGGCGGUCCGGGAGGAAGAAGAAGAGUGCUCCCAAGAUGGCGGAGGAGUACCCCCUCAACACCAAGGUGGAGGUGUGCCUGGAGAAGUGCCUGGAGAAGAACUUCAGCACCAAGCACUGCACGGUGCGCAACAUCAAUAUCCUGAACCGGACCCAGGACAUCAGCGGAAAGGUCAACGCUGGGGUCAAGAUCAAGCAGGUAAACCUGGAGGUCAAACUCCAGAACAACUUGAACGAUGGCACUGAAGUCUGAUCCAACCCUUGUAACACCUGCCGAGAACGGAGGAAGAGGAUCUUAAGUGAAAACGAGGAAAUUGUAUUUUCUAAAGCAUUGUUUGUUAUUAUGGAAUUCUUUGUUAAUGUAUUUUUAUACAAGAUUAAAAAGGGAAAGUGUCCGAGCUAUGCAGCAUCAGAAUAAUUUCACAACUGAGCUACCUCAGGAAUCAAGACAAUCCACUAUCAAACACCAAGCCCCACCAUCUUGUGAAGUUAGGUUCUACAAGCUUUUUUCCCACUUUGCCAUCCGACAACAAUUUAUUCAAGUCAGCAGAAGUGUUUUGUUCUUCGACUUGUCCUCGGUAGCUCAGGCACUUUGGCUCCAGAUCGUUUUUUGAUGAAUGGUUCAGUUUCUCAGCGUAUUUCAUUUGAGUGCCAACAAUAAUGAACCACUUUGAAAGUAUUAAGUCUGUGUGGGUUAAUGGGGUGGAAAAGGAAACCCAUUCAAGUGCAAUUCCACCAUAAUCCCUCCUCAUAUGCAGUUAUGUUCUUGAAGCCUUAUGUAUUUUUUAAACAUAUGUUACAAUGUAUUGUAGUACAAGUUUUACUUGACGCUGACCAUGAAUAACAAAAGCUGCCCAAAAGAGUGCCAUGCAGUAUUUUAUCUUUCAUGCAUUUCAAAUACCCAAACAGAUCAUCCAAAGUAUUGUUCAAGGGUGUCCAAUUUGACUCUAGGAAACAUUAUUAUUGUUGGCUAACCAUGAUGAGAAAAACAAGCAUUUUGAUUAACUGCACUUUUGAGUACUACUGGAGGUAGUGCAAUGUAUCUAACCCACUCACUCUACAAUGCUGUAACUCUAUACUGGAUAUAUUGUGGUAUUUUCUACAAUAUUCGUCUGCUGUUAUAUGCCUACAUUCUGCCAAAAGACACAAUUCCUCAGUUGUGUUUUCUCCUCAUGUACAUACCAGUUCAGUCCCACAUCAACGGUGUUCUUUUACUGACAUAGUUUCCAUUAUUAUGUUAUGUUUCAUUAUAUUGUGUAUUUUCCAAUAUUACCCUCAUAUCAUGUAUUAUGUGAACUGUAUGGUUUAUCUUCAGUUUUCUCAAUAGUCUGUUGAAUGAUCAACACAGUGUGCUUGAG
Messenger RNA from Osmerus eperlanus (European smelt), 11956 nucleotides. RefSeq names its product Fraser extracellular matrix complex subunit 1 (gene fras1). The coding region runs from base 1 to 10851 and encodes 3616 amino acids. The transcript is spliced from 65 exons. NCBI's taxonomy places the organism in Eukaryota, Metazoa, Chordata, Actinopteri, Osmeriformes, Osmeridae. Gene Ontology annotation, cellular component: membrane. The record is from RefSeq and is a predicted model, not a curated record. Gene Ontology annotation, biological process: cell communication; anatomical structure morphogenesis.